Umbelopsis ramanniana AG is the source of this 1202-nucleotide messenger RNA. RefSeq lists its product as uncharacterized. The coding region runs from base 38 to 1162 and encodes 374 amino acids. The transcript has 6 exons. The record is from RefSeq and is a predicted model, not a curated record. Lineage: Eukaryota; Fungi; Mucoromycota; Umbelopsidomycetes; Umbelopsidales; Umbelopsidaceae.
CGGUUAUGAUCUCGCUUGCUAGCUACAAAUUCUGAACAUGUCAUUGGAUUCAUCACCUUCUGUGAAAGAAAGAGCUGCUGCCAUAGACCGGCGAGUCAGUUUAGAAGCUGAGAAUGAGAGUCGACGGCUAUCUGGCGAAUCGAACCAAUAUACUUAUAGAAGUAGCAAAGCACCGUAUCUGCAAAAGAAAAAGAUGAGAACGGUCGAGCCGCUGUCGUUCCAACCCAUGCGGCCUACCAGAAUCUUUUCCAGAGAAAUAGAAGAACGAGCAUUACAGCCUAGGCGACAGACACCAGGCUCCAUCACAAAGCACUCCUCACCCAUCAAUCAUGCCGGUCGUAUACAGUCCAUAAACGAAAUAAGAGAGUCCAUCAAAGUUAUGAAGCAAAGGAUCGAUACAACCCUUUCGUCAGAUCAGCCCAUUGAUACAGAGAUGUCUGCCCAUGUAACACCUCAGCGAUCGUACGCAAAGGAACUGGACAGAAGUCAAUUUUCUGGAACACGAAACCGGUUUAGGGAAGCUCAUGAAAAAAGAAGCUUUCAGCAAAGCAACCAUUCACUCGCUAUAUCUGAAAUCGAGCACGACAUCUCGCGUAUCAGUGACCAGCCGUCUUUCCACGGACAUCCUACGUCGAAUGACCACGAACAAGACCGUCUGGCCAUGGUGUAUGCGCAAUACUUGCAGGCAAUGUAUAAAGCAUCUCACGGGGCUAAGGAGAUGGAACGGCAGCAGGCUGCCGCAGAGGCGCGUCUUGAUAGCGCUCAAGCCCUUUUGGCCAGCCGGCAGAAGGAACUCAAUGUGUCUGAAUCCAAGAUUAGAGUUGCGACAGAGAUCGCCACGUUAGAUGGACUGAUAAGUAAACAAAAGGAUAGCUUAAUGCAAGUAGCAAAAACCUUGUCUCUUUUCAAGAGCCCUGUUGAACUAUAUAUGGAAAGGAUGGACAAAGCAACCGUCAUUGUUCCACCGAAGGAUUCAAUGUGGCAGGACCUUGAUACCUUGAAAGAAUCUGUUCAAGCAUGCAGUGAAGCGCUGGGUGAACUUAUCAAGACGCAAGCAGAAGACAAGCAAUCAACAAGGUUGCUCAUGGCGAACCAAAUAACGUGCACAGCGCUCAAAGAAGAAAUCGAUUUAUUGUGUAGUUGCAAGCAGAUCAUCUCGUAAUUUCUUCUUCUACAGUAUACGUAGUCCCAAUAAAUUUGUA